GAGCGCGUGGACCCGGAAGCGGCCAAUAACCCGGACCUGCACCUCAACCGUGCCACCCUGCUGCAGUACGAGGAGCGCUAUGGGGCGGCGCUGGAGGGGCUGAGCCGGGCGGGGGCCCUGGCGCCAGGGUGGGCGGAGCCUCGGCGUCGCCACGCCCAGCUCGUGGACUUCCUGUCCCGCCUCUGCGCAGCGCUGGCCAAUCGGCCCCCUUCCCGUGGGAAGCGGCGCCGGAGCCGCCCGGACCCCCCCCAAGCCCCGCCCCCUUCCCCCCCCUCCCCCCCGCUGCCCCCUUCCCUAAGCCCCGCCCCCUUAAGCGAGCUCCGCCCUGGGCCCAACCCCCGCCGCGCUCUGAUUGGCCGCGUCCUCUUCACCUGCGCCCCGGAGGGGCGGGUCCCAUACGCGUUGGGAUUGGCUGACGGAGCAGGGGGCGUGGCCGCCGUCACCGUCUACAACGCGGCUCCUGAUUGGACGGUGGCCGUGGGAGACAGCGUGGUCGUGCCCCGGCCCUGCCUCAAGCAGCACCUGCACCAGCACCAAGGGCAGACGUUUUCCUUCCUGGGGGUCCGCGUCCCCUCCCCCCUCUCCCUGCUCGUCAACGGCCGCGCCCCUCCCCCCUCGGCCCUGGCCCCCGCCCGCCUCCUGCUGAGGGCGGACCCCGCCCAGGCCACGCCCCCCGAGCCCUGAGCCAAUCAGAGCCCGCGGA
Pezoporus occidentalis (night parrot) is the source of this 703-nucleotide messenger RNA. RefSeq names its product tetratricopeptide repeat domain 5 (gene TTC5). The transcript is spliced from 5 exons. Lineage: Eukaryota; Metazoa; Chordata; Aves; Psittaciformes; Psittacidae. The annotation marks the transcript as partial. Gene Ontology annotation, molecular function: protein binding. The record is from RefSeq and is a predicted model, not a curated record.